AUGAGAAAUAGAUGGUCACAUCUGCUCUUGGUUCUGUUCGCCGGUGCAACCAUCCUCGCACUUUUGGGCAGACUGAAAAAUGUGGGCGAGCGUUCGCUGGACCAAUGGUACGCAGCGAGGUCGUACGAGAUAUUGCACAAGUUCGACAACGUGAGGCGAUAUGACCAGUUGUUCCGUCCGCCGAAGAUGUCGACCAAUUCCUACGUAGACCUGCUGGAGUUCCGACCUCUAGUCGCCGACGGCCCACGCGAAAAUGCGACCUUGCUCAUGCUCUGUCGCAAUUGGGAGCUUCCCGGGGUGCUGAGCUCCAUGCGCUCCCUCGAGGAUCGGUUUAACAGCCGCUUCCACUACGAUUGGGUGUUCCUGAACGACGUGCCGUUUGACGUGGACUUCGUGGAGGCCACCAGCGCGAUGGCCAGCGGCCGGACCUUCUACGGGCUGGUGCCCGACGAGGACUGGAACACGCCCCGCUGGAUCGACCCGCUGCGCUACGAGGAGUGCCUGCAGGAUAUGCUCGCGAAGGACGUCCCGUACGGUGGCUCACGGUCGUACCGCAACAUGUGCAGAUUCAACUCCGGGUUCUUCUUCCGGCAAGAGUUGCUGGACAACUACGACUACUACUUCCGCGUGGAGCCAAACGUCGAAUACUUCUGUGACUUCCCGUAUGACCCCUUCCGCGUCAUGCGCGAGCACCGCAAGAAGUACGGCUUCGUCAUCACGCUGACGGAGUACGAGCAGACCGUGCCUACGCUGUGGCAGGCCGUGCGCGCGUUCGCAGCCGAGCACCCGGAGCUCGUGGACCUCGCCACCAACCUGCACGAGUUCGUCACCAGCGGGCCCGCGGCCCCCUCCGCCCUCGCAGACCUCGAAUACAACCUGUGUCACUUCUGGUCCAACUUCGAAAUCGGCGACCUCAACUUCUUCCGCAGCCCGGCGUACCUGACCUUCUUCGAGCACCUCGACCGCGCCGGCGGCUUCUACUACGAGCGCUGGGGCGACGCGCCCGUCCACUCCCUCGCCGCCGCGCUGCUCCUGCGCGCCGACGAGGUGCACCACUUCGAGGAGAUCGGCUACUUCCACGUGCCCUACGGCACGUGCCCGUCCGCGCACGUCGCGCGUCUCGCGCAGCGCUGCGUCUGCAACUUCGGCCGCGAGGCCGUCGACAUCGAGCACACAUCGCACUCCUGUCUCGACCACUGGUGGCGCCGCGGCGGCGGCAAGUUCUUCCUGUCUAUGUAG
Molecule: messenger RNA, 1239 nt
Organism: Eremothecium gossypii ATCC 10895
Lineage: Eukaryota; Fungi; Ascomycota; Saccharomycetes; Saccharomycetales; Saccharomycetaceae
Gene: YUR1
Product: mannosyltransferase YUR1
Exons: 1
Coding region: 1-1239 (412 amino acids)
Biological process (GO): cell wall mannoprotein biosynthetic process; protein N-linked glycosylation
Cellular component (GO): Golgi apparatus; membrane
Molecular function (GO): alpha-1,2-mannosyltransferase activity
Source: RefSeq, marked provisional